GCUGUCUCAGGCCUCAGUUUCCUCAGGCAGAGAAAUGGGAGCCCAGGAACUAGAGGAUAUGGAGGCCAGUUGGUGGGGAGCUGGGGUCAAGAGGUUGGGGGGCUCUGUAAAGGGAUGAUGGCAGAGGCGUCUCCAUGCCGUGGUGCUGGGCUCAGGGAUCCUGGCGGAAGAAGAGCUGGGUUGAGAUCUCACAUGUCUAGUCUCUGGAUUCCUCUGUCCUAUUUUGGGGCCUCUUCCUUCACUCCCCUGCCUCAUCUCUGAUUACCCCCAGGGAAUCCUCCAGAGAAAGCAUGGGGUGUUUCCUGGAGCUGGGGAACGUGUGAGUGCCUAAGGUGGGGCAGGGCUGACUUUUCGAGGUUUUCUUUUGGCACCGGCCUACCUGCUGCGCGCUCCACCUCUCUGGGCAGCGGGCGCUGAGACCUGCCCAGAGUGGGGUGGGGACAGGCUUGGGAGAGGUGUGGCAGGGCCCCCUCAGGACAAGGUGACAUCUUUCCCCUUCCACUCUUCUCUACGUCCUCAGCAGGGAGUGGCCACUCCCUUCCCCAUGGACUUCCAAGAGCGGGACCCUCCCUCCCUGGCUGAGAGCACACAGUCCGCCAAGCCCAGCAGUGCCCAGCAGGCCUCCGAGCUGUGGGAGGUAGUGGAGGAGCCUCGGGGCCGGCUGGGGGCGGAGGGUAUCAUGCCCGAGAGGCAGGAAGGCCACCUGCUCAAGAAGAGGAAGUGGCCUCUGAAGGGCUGGCACAAGAGAUACUUUGUGCUCGAGGAUGGGAUCCUUCACUACGCAACGACUCGGCAAGAUAUCACCAAGGGGAAGCUCCAUGGCUCCAUUGAUGUCCGACUGUCGGUCAUGUCCAUCAACAAAAAGGCCCAGCGCAUUGACCUUGACACUGAAGACAACAUCUACCACCUCAAGAUCAAAUCACAGGACCUGUUCCAGAGCUGGGUGGCUCAGCUGCGUGCCCACCGCCUGGCCCAGCACCUGGAUGUGCCCCGGAGCCUGCUGCCCAGCACCACUCACCGGAAGGUUCCUGGUGCCCAGCUUCCGGCAGCGGGUAGUGCCUCGGCUCUGCCAGGGGUUGGACCUCGGGAGAAGGUGUCUUCCUGGCUGAGGGACAGUGAUGGGUUAGACCGCUGUUCUCAUGAGCUCUCUGAGUGUCAGGGGAAGCUCCAGGAACUCCACAGACUCCUCCAGAGCCUGGAGUCCCUGCCCCGGAUCCCCUCAGCCCCUGUUAUCCCCACACACCAGGCCUCGGUGACGACCGAGAGACCCAAGAAGGGGAAGCGGACCAGCCGCAUAUGGUGCACACAGAGCUUUGCCAAGGACGACACCAUCGGGCGGGUGGGUCGUCUCCACGGCUCUGUUCCCAACCUAUCUCGCUACCUGGAGUCCCGGGACCCCUCGGGCCCCCGCGGGCUGCCACCCCCAGACUAUGCCCACGUGCAGCGCAGUUUCUGGGCCCUGGCUCAGAAGGUGCACAGCUCGCUCAGCAGUGUCCUGGCCGCCCUCACCACUGAACGGGACCGACUGAGGGACCUGCACCAGGGUUCGGAGCCAUCCAGGCUGGGGGUGAGGCUGGGGGCAGGGUGGCCAGUGGGAGGAGUGGGCCCGAGCCCCGAGGACUGCAGGCCUGGGGGUGGUCCCGGACCUGGGCCGGGAAGGGAGGUUGGAGGAGGCAGGCUGUGCCCGGCAGGCUGGGGAGGGCUUCACCCGCCCCGUCCCGGCACCUGUGCCCUCACCCUCUCCCUGCAGGUCUCUGAGGCCGCAGCCGGCCCGAGGCGCCUCCACUCGCUGUCCGUGUCCUCCGACACCACUGCAGACUCCUUCAGCUCCCUCAACCCCGAGGAGCAAGAAGCUCUGUACAUGAAGGGGCGAGAGCUGACCCCUCAGCUGUCCCAGAGCAGCGUCCUUUCCCUCGCUGAUUCCCACACAGAGUUCUUUGAUGCCUGUGAGGUUCUCCUCUCUGCCAGCUCUUCUGAGAAUGAGGGCUCAGAGGAGGAGGAGUCGUGCACCAGUGAAGUCACCACCAGCCUGUCCGAGGAGGUGCUCGACCUCAGGGGAGCUGAGCGCUGUCAGAAAGGAGGAGCCGUGGGACCACCCCGCCGCCGAUGCCUACCUGCGGCCAGUGGGCCCGGGGCCGACGUGAGCCUGUGGAACAUCCUGUGGAACAACAUCGGCAAGGACCUGUCCAAGGUGUCGAUGCCCGUGCAGCUCAACGAGCCACUCAGCACCCUGCAGCGGCUCUGCGAGGAGCUGGAGUACAGCAGCCUUCUGGACCAGGCCAGCCAGACCACCGACCCCUGCGAGCGCAUGGUGUACAUCGCAGCCUUCGCAGUGUCAGCCUACUCCUCCACAUACCACCGGGCGGGCUGCAAGCCCUUCAACCCUGUCCUGGGGGAGACCUACGAGUGCGAGCGGCCUGACCGAGGUUUCCGCUUCAUCAGUGAGCAGGUCUCCCACCACCCCCCCAUCUCGGCGUGCCAUGCGGAGUCUGAGAACUUCAUAUUCUGGCAAGACAUGAAGUGGAAGAACAAGUUCUGGGGCAAAUCCCUGGAGAUUGUGCCUGUGGGGAUGGUCAAUGUGAGCCUGCCCAGGUUUGGGGACCACUUUGAGUGGAACAAGGUGACGUCCUGCAUUCACAACAUCCUGAGUGGCCAGCGCUGGAUUGAGCACUACGGGGAGGUGCUCAUCCGGAACACGCAGGACAGCUCCUGCCACUGCAAGAUCACCUUCUGCAAGGCCAAGUACUGGAGCUCCAACGUCCAUGAGGUGCAGGGUGCCGUGUUCAGCCGAAGCGGCCGCGUCCUCCACCGACUCUUCGGGAAGUGGCCCGAGGGCCUGUACCGGGGACCCCCGCUGGGCGGUCAGUGCAUCUGGAAACCCAACUCAAUGCCCCCAAACUAUGAGCGCAACUUCGGCUUCACUCAGUUUGCUUUGGAGCUGAAUGAGCUGACGGCAGAGCUGAAGCGGUCCCUGCCUUCCACAGACACGCGGCUCCGGCCAGACCAGAGGUACCUGGAGGAGGGGAACAUACAGGCCGCCGAGGCCCAGAAGAGAAGGAUCGAGCAGCUUCAGCGAGACAGGCGCAAAGUCAUGGAGGAGAACAACAUUGUCCACCAGGCUCGCUUCUUCAGGUGCCUCUGCCCCCCUCUCCAGGUCUCUCUGCAGCCCAGGCCCCCCUCCUCCUCCCCACUAGCCCCUUCCUGCUUUGAGUGGGGCCGGCAGCGUAAGGCAGCGUCUCGGGACCCCGGCCUCAGUGCUGGGUGUUCACCCCUCUUCUUCCAUGGCCCCCUUCCCCCCAGGCGGCAGACAGACAGCAGCGGGAAGGAGUGGUGGGUGACUAACAACACAUACUGGCGGCUGCGGGCCGAGCCGGGCUACGGGAACCUGGACGGGGCCGUGCUCUGGUAGCCCAGGCCCCAGGGGCAGGAGGCCCCGGUCCCCCCCCUCCUGCCCCCACCCCGCCACGGACACAUGGGCGAGGCCAGGCUCUCCCACUCACUGCCCUGGAGACCAAAGGGGAAGCCCUGGCUCUGGCCCUCUCCCCUCUGCCGGCCAGAGGGGCUGCAUCUCAGCCCAUCACCCACCCCUUGUUUGGGGUGGGAAGCAGUAUUCGUGCUUCCCCAGUCUUGUUGCCCCAGACAACCAGCAUGUAAGACCCUCCUUGCUCUGUCAACCCCUUCCUUACCCCCUGGGGUACUUGGGGGAGACUCCAGGCCCUCCAGGAUCUGUUCCCCAUUUCAGUGCCUUCCUAGGACACAGGGGACCCCUCGACGUUCCCCAGGAUUCCCUUGCCCAGGACUCGGGCCCCAGCUGUGAGGUUGGAGUGAGUGAAGGAGAGGGGAUGGCCUUUUCUCCCACCCCCGUCCCUCCCAUGCCCCAUCUCCAGCAUCUUCUCCCCCUGCCCUGGCCCAGAGGGGCUCCCUUUGCUUGGCCCUGGCAAUUUCUCCUAUCUUCCUGGAUCCCCUUCUCCCAAACUGCAAAACGCCUGCAGCUCCUUCGUCCCUGGUCCUCAAGUGGUUUCCUUCAGUCUCAGCUCAGUGGAUCCCCCAGAGCAGACAGGGCAGGAAGGGCGCCUGGCCUCUGACCCACCCGGAGUGAGCGAGCACUCGUGAGAGUGUUGGUUUGUGUAGAAGAGUGUGUGCGUGUGCCUGUGUACUGCUUGCGGGCGAGCAGGAUUCCUCGUGUAGGCCGGAUGUCCCCUGCGGGGGGUCCGCCACCAUUGCUGCUCAUUUUACCAGUCUGCCUCUGAUUAAGGUGAAUUGCUAUGACAUUCCAAACUCCAGUAAAGACUGUCCCAAACUUUG
Lagenorhynchus albirostris (white-beaked dolphin) is the source of this 4305-nucleotide messenger RNA. It is a transcript of the gene OSBPL7, whose product is annotated as oxysterol binding protein like 7. The transcript is spliced from 21 exons. Bases 545 to 3409 code for a protein of 954 amino acids. Gene Ontology annotation, cellular component: cytosol; intracellular membrane-bounded organelle; plasma membrane. NCBI's taxonomy places the organism in Eukaryota, Metazoa, Chordata, Mammalia, Artiodactyla, Delphinidae. Gene Ontology annotation, molecular function: cholesterol binding. The record is from RefSeq and is a predicted model, not a curated record.